AUGGGAGAAGAGAACCACACGGGCCCAUUGCAGUUCAUUCUCCUGGAUGUCUCUCCCCAGCCAGAGCAUCAGCAUCUCUUUGCCUUGCUCUUCCUCACCAUGUACCUGUUGAUCCUUCUGGGGAACCUGCUGAUUGUCCUGCUGGUCUACUCUGAUGCUCACCUCCUCCACACACCAAUGUAUUUUUUCCUUAGCCACCUUUCUUUAGCAGACGUGGGCUUUGCUUCUGUGAUUGUCCCCAAGAUGCUGCAGAACCUCCUCUUUCAGGUCAAUACCAUCUCCUAUGGUGGUUGCUUUUUGCAGAUGUAUUUCUACAUAGCAUUUGGCAACACAGACAGCUUCAUCUUGACUUCCAUGGCUUAUGAUCGCUACGUGGCCAUCUGCCACCCAUUACACUAUGCCACACGCAUGAACCACAAACGUUGCCUCCUACUGGUGGUUGGUUGUUGGCUCCUGGCAUCUCUCCAUUCCCUUCUGUAUACGCUGUUAAUGUCCCAUCUGACCUUCUGCUCCUCUCAGGAGAUCCCCCAAUUCUUCUGUGAGAUCUACCCAUUGCUGGGACUUGCGUGCUCAGACACAAGCACUGUGAAGACCACAGCUCAAAUCGAGGGCUUUUUGGAUGUUUUGGGCCCAUUCUUCCUCAUUGUGAUUUCCUACGUGUACAUUUUUUACACCAUUCUAAACGUCCCAUCCACCAAUGGGAAGCGCAAGGCCUUCUCCACGUGUGGUUCUCAUCUGGCUGUGGUAGUCCUCUUCUAUGGCACCCUCUGUUGGGUCUACUUGCAGCCGACCUCCUCCAGGAAGUCUGACCAGAGUAGCAUUGUCGCUUCUCUCAUGUACACUGUGGUGACCCCCAUGCUGAACCCCUUCAUUUACACCCUCAGGAAUAAGGAGAUGAAAGCUGCUUUGAGAAGACUGAUCAUCAAGAUGAAAAUGGUUCAAGGAUGUUAG
Messenger RNA from Podarcis muralis (Common wall lizard), 951 nucleotides. RefSeq names its product olfactory receptor 1468-like. Lineage: Eukaryota; Metazoa; Chordata; Lepidosauria; Squamata; Lacertidae. Gene Ontology annotation, cellular component: membrane. The record is from RefSeq and is a predicted model, not a curated record. Gene Ontology annotation, biological process: G protein-coupled receptor signaling pathway. Gene Ontology annotation, molecular function: olfactory receptor activity; G protein-coupled receptor activity.